Molecule: messenger RNA, 783 nt
Organism: Arachis stenosperma
Lineage: Eukaryota; Viridiplantae; Streptophyta; Magnoliopsida; Fabales; Fabaceae
Exons: 2
Coding region: 1-783 (260 amino acids)
Source: RefSeq, a predicted model, not a curated record
AUGACUGUUGUGGCUCCUAUGGAGAUUCGUACCUUCUCCGAUUUUGUGAACAAAGCGAGGGUCGUUGAGGAAUAUGUGAAAAUGGUAGCUUUGUCCAAGGAAACUCACGAAGGAAACACUAGUCAGGGACGUGGCAAGUAUUUUCAUCCGAGGGGUCAGAGUUUCAAGAGAGGAGGAUAUGUGCCUCAUGGUGGUUGCUUCAACUAUGGCUUGCCUGGUCACCUUGCGAGAGAUUGCACUCGUGGGAAGACCCCGAAUGCGGGUCAGAGUCAGCACCAAGGGCGAGUGUUUGCUGUGAACGCCAAGGAUGCUUCUAAGGCGGAUCCAUUGAUGAGAGGUAUAUGUUUAAUUGGUGAUAAGACCUUAGUUGCAUUGUAUGAUACUGGAGCUUCGCAUUCAUUUAUUUCAUUUGACAAAGUUGAGGAACUAGGCUUGAAAGUGGCAAAGUUAGCUUUUGAAUUGCAUGUACAUACUCCACAUCAGACGGUUAUGACUAGGUCAUGUUGUUGGCAAGUAGGUUUCAAGCUUGAGGGUAGAGACUCUGUGCAUGAUUUGAUCUGUUUACUAAUGGUUGGGUUGGAGAUAAUUUUGGGGUUUGAUUGGUUGUCAAAGAAUCGAGUUUUGUUGGAUUGCUUUGAGCGGUCAAUUCAGUUUAUACCGGAAGGAGAAAAUGGAGUAGUGAUGGCUGAGGGUUAUUACCUGAACUCUGUAGUGGUGCACUGUAGUGGGAAAGAGUGUCAGGGUUAUAUCUUGUUGGCUGCUAAUGCGUUGGGUGAUGCCUAG